Racocetra persica is the source of this 139-nucleotide messenger RNA. The record is from the annotation of a GenBank genome assembly. Lineage: Eukaryota; Fungi; Glomeromycota; Glomeromycetes; Diversisporales; Gigasporaceae.
AAUCAAGAAUGCAAACGUCUUUCGAAUUGUACUCCGGAAAGUUCGAAAAGGCCCAGAACCCAAAUUGUACAACGUUGCCAUAAGCAAUAUGUUGAUUAUUCCAAAAAUGACAAUUUACCACUUCCAUUUUUUAGCCAUG